GUAAGGGGAGAGGUGGGUCUCUAUGUCUCUGGUGCUGAUGGUCAAGUGUCGUUGUCCUUUGAUGUCUUCUGAGGAGGAUAUCAGAAUUGGCUUCUUUUCCAUGUAUUUCUCGUUUUCCACCUCUCUCUCUCUCCGUGCCGACUAAUGCAGCAUGUCUGUACACAGGGAGUGUUCUCCUUUCUCGUUCCCAAAUGUCUGCUAUUUUUUUUUUAACCUCGCGUCUUUGAUCUCCCCUUUCCUCCCUCAUCUCUUCUUUUCGAUUCUCGAGCACCAUAAUUCAUCCUCUUCAACAGCUCUCUUUCUCUUUCUCUCUCUCCUUGCUUUCCAACCUAAAGCAGCGUUACUCCCACCACCACCAUCUUCGCUAUUUGUGUUGGCAGAUGCCCAAUUAGAUCUCAGUUGCCCUUUUCACCAAUAGAGACUGCAGAUCGAAGAUCUGCUCAUAACUGCAGCUUGAGGGUUCAUCAAAAAAAGAAGAGGAGACCAGGAAAAAGAGAUAACUGAGGAGGGGAGGAUGCCCCAUCAAGGGGUCUUCAUGGAGACUUCUGCGGUGCCUGAUUUGUCGUUGCAUAUUAGUCCCCCAGAUAGGACUCCGGCAGCAGCUCGCGCCGGCAUCGAUCACGAUGGUGGCCUUCAGAUUUGGCGCCGAGUACUGCCGUCGAACACCGCCGACGAUUCUGCUGCCGGAAAACCCAACCGGCAGACUCAUUCGGAGCUCUCCUUGGUGAGUCCCUGCUGCACCUUUCUAGUAAAUGAUCAAGCUCGAGAAGGUGCCUUCCAGCAAACCAGCCAUCAUCAUCCUCACUACUAUCAUUACAAUGUUCAGCAUCAUGAUCUGAACGGACUGAAUAGGAAGAACCGCAUCAAUGAAGAUGCCUCUUCAAUAGACGUACCCGACCAGCUGCGGCCGAUCAAAGGGAUUCCAGUGUAUCAGAAUCGGUUGUUUCCAUUCGUUGCCGGAGAUCAGCUGGCAAUUGGCGGCAGAUGCUCUACUGAUAAGAAUAUUAAGAUGGGACUCUACCACUGGUCUCAACAAGCUGACACUAAUGCUUCCGCUCCAUCACCUUGUUCAACUUCUAAACCUUUUUUCGGAGGAGGAGGUACUGGUGGUAGUCCGGAACAGAUGACAAUUUUAAACUCCACUCCUACUUCUUCUUCACCGCCCACUGCAGCCGAGGCGGCCGCCUAUCGGUUUGCAGCCGCUGCAAGGUUCAAUGGCGGUGGAUUCACUCCAUCUGAGAUAUGGAAAUCACACCAGCAAUAUUUCGGUGGACCAAUCCAAGAUGCUUCUCAUGGUGUGAUGAGGCCAAAAUUCGUGGCGAAGCUGCCAUCUAAGAGAAGCAUGAGGGCACCAAGAAUGCGUUGGACGAGUACCCUGCAUGCUCGAUUUGUUCACGCUGUAGAACUCCUUGGAGGCCAUGAAAGGGCAACACCAAAAUCUGUUCUUGAGCUCAUGGAUGUCAAAGAUCUCACACUGGCUCAUGUGAAGAGCCAUCUGCAGAUGUAUCGAACUGUUAAGACCACUGACAAGCCUGCAGCUUCCUCAGUGCGGAUGCUUUCAGGCCAGUCAGAUGGAAUAGAUAGUGGGUCAGCCGGAGAAGACGAGCUCAUGCCCGGAAACCAGUCGGAUAACAGCCUGAACCUCCAGCGAUUUAUCGACAAACUCGGUUCCGACUUAUCUGCUCAGAAUAACAGAUUGCACCCUCAACAGGAAAUGGAUUACUCGUCCACACUCUGGACCAACUCUUCAAGCAGAGGAGCUUGGUCACAGAACCAGUCCGGGGAUGCAGAACCCACAAGUACGGUACCAACCCAUCAGGAUACAGACGUACGCAUAAGCGAGGUAAAAGAAGUUCACCUUGGGAUCAGCGAUCACCUGCAACUAAAGGACUCACCUGCACCUUUGUUAAGCCUCAAAAACCCCAGUUUGGAGUUUACUCUAGGAAGACCCGAUUGGCAAGGCAACACUUGUGGCUGAUGCACGUGUAGGUGUAGGUAAUCAGACCCUUUUAACUUAGGGUUAGCAUGGCUCUCUCAACCUCCAAACCAAACAGCAGCGUGUGCGCGAGUUUGUGUGUGUGGGUAUAUAUCUAUAUAUAUAUAUAGCACUCAUAAACUACGAAGGGCAUAAGAAAACGGGAUGAGAUUGGUGGGAUAAGAGCACCAACGUAAUUAUAUAUUCGGAGUUUCCAGGCAUCUAGUGCUGGGUAGUUCAAUGUGGAAGACAUGGAGAUGGCUCCUCAACUAUGUAACCGUUGCAAAGGAACACAAUGGUCCUUCGGAUCUUUGACAUGCAGCAAGGAGCAGCAGCGGCAGCGCUAGCUGCUACAUUUAUUUGAAUUUGUUUGAGAAGUCUGAAUUGAUGUCCUAUUACAAUGUUGAGCAAAUCUUUACAACGUUUCUUGCGUUUGUUGCUUGUGACACAUUCUUAAAUUCUUUUCAUGUACACUUCCCAUGCCUAGUUAUAUGUGCAUGACUGACCUGUUAUAUACGAUCGACGCGCUAGACGCAAUUUUCAGGA
This is a messenger RNA of Nymphaea colorata (pocket water lily), 2521 nucleotides long. RefSeq names its product transcription repressor KAN1-like. Gene Ontology annotation, molecular function: transcription cis-regulatory region binding. The transcript has 6 exons. Gene Ontology annotation, cellular component: nucleus. Gene Ontology annotation, biological process: abaxial cell fate specification; regulation of DNA-templated transcription. Lineage: Eukaryota; Viridiplantae; Streptophyta; Magnoliopsida; Nymphaeales; Nymphaeaceae. The record is from RefSeq and is a predicted model, not a curated record. Bases 515 to 1978 code for a protein of 487 amino acids.